Molecule: messenger RNA, 1527 nt
Organism: Capsicum annuum
Lineage: Eukaryota; Viridiplantae; Streptophyta; Magnoliopsida; Solanales; Solanaceae
Product: fasciclin-like arabinogalactan protein 21
Exons: 1
Coding region: 449-1498 (349 amino acids)
Source: RefSeq, a predicted model, not a curated record
UAUCAAAAAUUUUAACCAAUUAAACAUAAAACAUUAAAUUAAAAUUUCUCCAUUUCAAACACAUCCUGUGUGUAAUUUUUCUCUUCCGUAAGAUCUCUUAGAACUCAUAAAAUUUUAUACAUAUUUUAUUCUGUAUAUUUAUAAGUUUCUAACGAUUUCCCAGUUCGUUGCAUGUGGCUCCAUCACUAGAUAUAUGAUCUUAUGUAUUUAUAAUUGUAUAUAAUAAACUUUAAUACUUGAAAUAUCAAAGAAUAUUUGUAGUAAAAAAAAUGCAGAAAUAAUUUCUUUAUUCUUACUGACAUAAGCAGUUACGCGUAAGUCUCAUUAUUUGUAGUAAUUAGGAGGGAAAAUUCCACUCUCUUUUUCUCUGCUUCAACCAACUUUCUUCUCCAUCUUCAUCUUCACAAAACACAAAAUCAGAAAAACAAAAACACAACUGUAAUUACGAAUGGCUAAUUCUGGUUGCGACGCUGUAUUCUUCGUACUCCUCUCCAUACUCCUCGCAUACACAGCAAUAACCUCCACAAUGCACUCCAAAUCAACCAACAACAAUCACUCAGAUUCAUCUCACCAUUUCAACAAACACGAACUCACCACCAACGCUUCUAAAGCUCUUCGAAAUCACGGGUUCAAUAUCUUAGCUACUCUUCUCCAAAUCUCUCCGGAGAUUUUCCUUUCCAUUCCUCAUUCAACCAUUUUUGCGAUCCAAGAUUCUGCUAUUUCUAACCUCUCUGUUCCUUCUUGGGCAAUGAAGCAGCUCUUGGAGUAUCAUACUUCCCCUACGAAAAUCGCGUUUCAAGAACUGAUGAAAAUGUCCUAUGGUACUUGUGUAACGACCCUUUUGUCUCGAAAAAAGAUUGCCAUUACGAAAGUUGAUGAAAAACAGAGGGUUGUUGAGAUUAAUAAUGUGAUUGUUUCUCAUCCUGAUGUGUUUCUUGAAGGAAAUCUUUCGAUUCAGGGAGUUAACGGGGUCUUUUCUGCGUUGGAUUUUCGUAGAAUGGAUGAACAUCGGGAUGUUAUUCAAUCACCAAUUUGUGAAGAAAUUUCGAAUGGAAGUGCUAAUGAUACUACGAAGAAGUUGGUUGAUUGGCCAAGAAUCAUUAAAUUGCUGAGCUCGAAUGGAUUCGUUUCGUUUGCAAUUGAGUUGCAUUCUGUUCUUGAUGGGGUGAUUCAAGAUUCUGCUAAUUUGAGUUCUGUAACAAUCUUUGCUCCUCCGAAUUUGGGAUUUUUAUCUUCUCCUUCACCGUUGCUUGAAAGAACUGUAAGGCUUCACAUAAUGCCGAAGAGGUAUACUUUUAUGGAAUUGGCUUUCUUGCCUGAUGUAUCAUCACUAGAGACACUGGCCCCUGGUCUGAAUGUUACUAUUUCUAAGAGUAGUUUUUCGCGUGUUUUGGUCAUAGAUAGAGUGGAGAUAACAGCACCGGAUAUUUUUAUGUCCGAGACGUUCAUCAUUCAUGGAAUAUCUCGGCCUUUUGAGUUGGAGGAACUAUCCAUUUAAUUCAGAUAAUAAGCUUUCUUAGUUUUUGC